Messenger RNA from Cheilinus undulatus (humphead wrasse), 2815 nucleotides. RefSeq names its product solute carrier family 25 member 23a (gene slc25a23a). The transcript has 11 exons. Gene Ontology annotation, biological process: transmembrane transport. The record is from RefSeq and is a predicted model, not a curated record. Gene Ontology annotation, molecular function: calcium ion binding; ATP transmembrane transporter activity. NCBI's taxonomy places the organism in Eukaryota, Metazoa, Chordata, Actinopteri, Labriformes, Labridae. Bases 320 to 1801 code for a protein of 493 amino acids.
CCAGUGUCUGUGGUUCGUACUGGUUCCUCAGCAGGUUAACACCCAGUCCAGCCUCCACACAGACACACAGACUACCGCAGGGCUCUGACAGCAGGCUGCUUCCUGCUUCUUCAGCUGGAGUCGCUGUAAAAUCUACAAGACGGAGUGGUAGUUAUAUAAUUCACCGAUCCUGAAGCCGCUUAUUUUUAGUGUAAAAUCCGGAUUAAUACAUUGAACCGAGCUCCGGACCCGGCGGUCCCGCUGUAGUCCUGAAUCUUUGCAUCCUACCAUGAGGGACGGAUUGGAGAUAAACACGCACUGACUCAGACUGGCACCAAUUAUGGGACCCAGAUGGACCUGGUUUCCUGUAGCACACUGUCAGAACAGAGAGCAUCCUGGUCCAGACCCCGAGAGGCAGAAGCGCUGGGCUGAGCUGUUUGAUCAGCUGGAUCUUAAUAAAGAUGGACACAUUGACAUCAGUGAGCUGCGGACAGGGUUGGCAGGCCGAGGGCUUUCCAGAAGCUCCUUGGAGAAGAUGGUGAAGGCUGGAGACACUAACCAGGAUGGAGUGCUGGACUUUGAAGAGUUCACACAGUAUCUUCUUGCCCAUGAAAAACGGCUCAAACUCAUGUUUAAAAGCUUGGACAAGAACAAUGAUGGUCAGAUUGAUGCAGCAGAAAUCCAACAGUCUCUGCGCUCCAUCGGUGUUGACAUCAGUCUCAGAGACGCUACUAGGAUCUUGAAAAGUAUGGACAGAGAUGGAACCAUGACCAUUGACUGGAGUGAGUGGCGAGACUACUUCCUGUUCAACCCUCUCACCAACAUGGAGGAUGUGGCACGCUACUGGAAACGUUCAAUGAUGUUGGAUAUAGGUGAGCAGCUGACAGUCCCAGAUGAAUUUUCUGAAGAGGAGAAGAAGUCUGGUUAUGUGUGGCGUCAGCUGAUGGCUGGAGCCUUGGCUGGAUCUGUAUCUCGGACUGGUACUGCCCCGUUAGACCGGCUCAAAGUCUUCAGACAGGUUCACGGCUCCGUUGAUUUUAAAGGAAAUGUGCUGAGUGGUUUUCGGUACAUGAUUAAUGAGGGAGGGCUGCGCUCCUUGUGGAGAGGAAAUGGAAUGAAUGUUCUUAAAAUUGCCCCUGAAACUGCAAUCAAGUUCACAGCCUACGAGCAGAUAAAGACUGUGAUGCGUGGCAAUGAUGAAAGCAGAAAUCUGAGAGUUCAUGAGAGAUUUGCUGCUGGCUCUUUGGCUGGAGCAACAGCUCAGACAGCCAUUUACCCGCUUGAGGUGCUGAAGACACGUCUCACACUCAGAAACACUGGACAAUACUCAGGGAUAGCAGACUGUGCCAAACAGAUCCUGCAGAGAGAAGGUGUCACAGCCUUCUACAAGGGCUACUUACCCAACUUGCUGAGUAUUGUUCCUUAUGCCGGCAUCGACCUGGCUGUCUAUGAGACUCUGAAGUUUGCCUGGCUAAACAGGAACAGAGGUUUAGCAGACCCAGGAGUCAUGGUGCUGGUUGGCUGUGGGGCCGUUUCUAGCACAUGUGGUCAACUGGCAAGUUACCCACUCGCACUGAUCCGCACCCGCAUGCAGGCUCAAGCACUGAUUAAGGGUUCUCCUAGACCCUCCAUGGCAGCUUUGAUUCACAACAUCGUGACUCAGGAAGGCAUCACCGGGCUUUACCGAGGAAUUUCCCCUAACCUGCUCAAAGUUAUCCCGGCUGUCAGCGUGUCUUACGUUGUCUAUGAAUACACGAGGAUGAUGCUAGGAGUGGACAUUGAGGGUAGGCGGGGAGGGAAAGGAAAAGGAAAAGAUGGAUGAUUUGGAGUGAUUUUCAACUUUAAGUAUGUAUGCAACUGAUUGCACAGCAUGAAGAGAUGCAUCUUUACUGGAUUGAUAAUUCAGUUCAAAGAAGUUUUUCAGCAUGCCAGCUACAGGAUUGAAAAUGCACCAUAAAAGGAUAAGAGAAAACAGUGGAUCAUCUUUAUCUGUUGUGUUCUGUUUCCCGUAUUUGGAGGACCUCACCUGAACCGGCAACUGUUGUGAUCACUUCCAUGUGUGAUUGCAUCAUCAUGCAUGUCUGCAGGUGUGCAAGUUAAUCGGCUGGUCUCCUGCUUCUGCAUUAACACAGACCAACAAAGACCUGCAUGGAGUUGCCUGUGAACAAAGGAGAGAGAUGUACCUAAACUAAGAAACCAUGUUACAUUCUACAGCACUGUUUUUUCUUCCAGGUGGUAUAUAAGGAAGAUACAGGAGUGAUAUGAAGAAUGAUCAAAUUUCCUGCUCUGUGAGUGAGAGGAACCAGGAGUUUCUGCUCAGUGACGGCGCUACAGAGUUCAGUCUUUGACACGUCUUAAUGAAAUGUUACACGCACAAAAAUACAGAAAAGACAGAUUUUUUUUCUUUUUAUGACUACAACUGUGUAAGUUUGGAAGUGAAAGACUGUAUGACAGUCUAAACUUUCAUAUAGUACUUCUAAGCAGAGCACACCAAUGGGUUUCAUCUUUACAGGGGGAACUACCAACACUGCUCAUUUAAGGAGAGUAUUCAUGACAACCUGACCUCAUGCUAAAUGCUCAUGUUUAAAAAUGUUUUCUAUACAGAGAAGUGUAUAGCUUUAUUCUUAUGUUUGUAAUGCAUUACAGGGUCCAGUGCCAAAAAAUAAUUUAUGCACUGUAUUUGCACAAUAUACAGGUUUAGCACAAAGUAUUAAUAUAUUUUUCUCUUUAUCAUGAACAACAUGAGUUUUAAUGUGCCAAUAUCAUAAAUGCAACAAAUAAAUGCUUUCAAAGUGCUUUCUUUCUAGAGAACUUUUAUGUUAAAUAAUGCUGCCUU